Messenger RNA from Aureobasidium musti, 702 nucleotides. Lineage: Eukaryota; Fungi; Ascomycota; Dothideomycetes; Dothideales; Saccotheciaceae. The record is from the annotation of a GenBank genome assembly.
AUGGCACCCGCACUUUCCUCGCGCGAUGUCGAGGCUCUGGCUGCCGCCUUCCAAUGUCUGAAGACCUCUCCUGAGGUAAGACACUCUUUUCCACAUCCAUUUCGCUCCUCCAAAUGCGCACCUCGUUCCGAACAAUCUCAACUUGCAACCCUCUCAUCUUUCACUGUCUUGUUUACAGAAUGGAGAACUGACAAUAACACCUUACAAACAGNNAUUGACUAUGACAAACUCGCCGAAAAGGCUGGCUACAAGAACGGUUCUUCGGCUCGUGCUUGCUUCCAGGAAAUCAAGAAGAAGCUGCGUGCUACUGGCAACGACAUCGAGGGUGACAAUGCCAACAAGAAAUCCACCAUCCCCAAAUCCAGAAAGCGCAAACAGUUGUCUUCGCCCUCUGAUUCCUCCUCCGUAACUCUGGCCAGCUCUUCUCCUCCUGUCCACUCCGACGACGAAUCCAAAGCACCUGCAAAGAACACUCCAGAGACCGAAGAAGAAAUCCACAAUGCCAAGGCCAUUGCUGCCGGAAGAGCCAAAUACGCUGCUGACAAACUUGCUGCUGAGAUCAAGAAGGAACAAGUUGAUGAUGAGGAGAUGGUUGAAGAGGGACAGGCUUUGGGUAUGAAUGUUGAUGCUGGAGAAGAUGAGGGAGAGACUGCGUAUGAGUUGGUCAAGAACGAGGUCUUUGGCGAGGGCGUCGAGGUUUGA